Knipowitschia caucasica is the source of this 480-nucleotide messenger RNA. Lineage: Eukaryota; Metazoa; Chordata; Actinopteri; Gobiiformes; Gobiidae. The record is from the annotation of a GenBank genome assembly.
AUGUCACACUGCCCCCUACUGCCCUGUUGUGGAUGGAGAACUCUCAGCUUCUUCAAAGUCAAGGGAAUUGUGCACUGUGGUGAGGGGCACCGAGAAGUCAACGAGCUCUUCGGCUACACGCCCCGGCUCCACACCCCGGCCCCGGCUCCACGUCCCGGCCCCGGCUCCACGUCCCGGCCCCGGCUUCACGUCCCGGCCCCGGCUUCACGUCCCGGCCCCGGCUUCACGUCCCGGCCCCGGCUUUACGUCCCGGCCCCGGCUUCACGUGCCGGUUACACCCCCCCGGUCCUUCCUACGGUCCCCCUCCUCCCUCCCUGUAUGUGGCCUGCUGUCCCUGCGAUCAGGCCCACCGAGGAGCUGCUCCCCGCGGGAGUAGUGGCAUCAAAAGUGACGCAAAGGGACAGCCCCGGGACGUCCGGUGACGGAUCUCUCCGGAGAAUCCCCUUUGUCCCUUCCCAUAAGGCCCUGAUCACACCGUAA